AUGAAAGGGUUGAAUGAAAUGUUAUCUUCUGCUGCAAAUGCAAUUAGUAAAGCUGCUAGUGCUACCGCUCAGAAAAUAGAUGAAUUUUUCUCACCACCUCGAACAAGAUAUAAUGAAGCCGAAUUACCAAAGGUUUUAGUAACAACUGAAGAAGAUAACAUUGUUGGAAAUUACAUAAGAACUCCUUUUAAAAUAAUGAACGCAAGAAAACAAAUGAUUCAUGGUUCAAUAUAUAAACUUGACAAGGAUAUUGAAGUAGAAAUUACAAAAUGUUUGAUUUAUUUACAUGGUGUUUCAAGCUCGCAACUUGAAGGACAAUUUCUCGUUCCAAAUCUUUGUUCUUAUCACAUUGCUGUUUGUUGCUUUGAUUUUAUUGGAUGUGGUAAUAGCGAUGGAAAGAUGAUAUCAUUAGGAUACUACGAGCACAUUGAUACGGAAUUUGUAAUUAAAAUGUUAGAACAAGAUUUUGGUUACAAAGAAUUUGCUUUAUGGGGAAGAUCUAUGGGCGCUGCCACUGCACUACUUACAAAAAGCGAUGCUAUUAAGUCAAUGGUUAUUGAUUCCGCGUUUUCUUCUGCUGAUGAAUUAUUUGGAGAUUUGGCCGCGCAAAAACAUAUACCUAAAUCUGUCCUUGUUGGAUCUGUGAAGCUUUUCGCACAAGCAUCAUUUGGUAACGAUUUUAGUAUUGAUAAAAUUAAUUGUCUUGAAGCUGUGAAACAGAAUCCAGCUCCUGCUGCAUAUGGGCAUGCAACAUCUGAUAACUUUAUCCCAUUUUCUCAUGGAAAAACACUUUUUGAUAACCAUAAUAACAAAGAUAAAGAUUUCAUGGAGUUAACAGGAGGACAUAACGGAUAUAGAUCUGCAGAUUGGAUCAGAUAUGGUGUUGCCUUUGUUUUAAAUCAUUUUGGAGAACAUGUAAAUUCAUAUUGUCUUGAAGUUUCUGAAUGUCGUAAACUUCAAGCUGGAAAUGAGCAAUUUGAUAGCUUUUCUAGUCUUUUAGCUAACAAGAAAGUUUCUCCUGCCGAAGAAACACCAGAAAAAGAGAAAUCGAAAGAUGAACAAAAAGAAGAGAAGCCAAAAUCAGAAAGAAAGACAAGAACCAAGAAAGUUGUUAAAAAGAAAUCAGGAUCAACAAAAAAGGAAGAGAAAAUGGAAGAUAAUCAAAAUGAAGAAAAAAUAAAUCAUAAAACAGAGGAACCAUUAAAACAAGAAGGCGAAUCAAAGCCAGCAGAAGAUAAACCAAAGAAGAAAAAAGUUGUUAGAAAGAAAAAAGCAGAAAACUCAGAAGAAAAACCAAAAGAAACAGAAACAGAAACAAACAAAGAAGCAGUAGAGAAACCAAAGAAACAUCACUCAUCUAGAAAGAAAACAACUAAAUCUGAACAAGAAAAGAAAGACUAA
Trichomonas vaginalis G3 is the source of this 1401-nucleotide messenger RNA. Its product is annotated as palmitoyl-(protein) hydrolase protein. The record is from RefSeq and is a predicted model, not a curated record. The coding region runs from base 1 to 1401 and encodes 466 amino acids. The transcript has a single exon. Lineage: Eukaryota; Parabasalia; Trichomonadida; Trichomonadidae.